CUCCGAAAACAAAAAUUGGAGUCCCAACCAAACGAUGUCCUUUUCUCCCAAAAUAUACAGCCUGCUAUUCGUCUUUUCUCCGAAAAUCCCCAGCCCUUGUUCCUCGCUCCUCCAAUUCCUUCAAUUUUUCACUCAAAAAUCCAACCACUGCUGCCACCCCCCUCUGCAAUCAUCUCCAUCUCCUUCUUCACCCCUUUUGCAAUUGUCUCACGCCGCCGACCCAACUUUGCCGCUGCAAUUCAUCAUCUCCGCUAAGCAGUUGCUGGAUUUCCUUUGCAUAAAUUUAGGGAAAUGCUAUUUUUAGAGUAAGCUUUGGGUGGUACUUAUUCCUAUCAUUUCCGGAAUUGUGGUCCCUUUGCUUUCUUCCUUACAAUCCUCAUAAUUUGUUUGGCACUUUGUUCAUAUUGGAGAUGAUGAAGAUGAUUGCAGAAGAAGCUUAAAGGAGAUGGAGAUGAUUGCAGAAGGGGCGGAGAAGAACUGGGGCUG
Messenger RNA from Rubroshorea leprosula, 486 nucleotides. NCBI's taxonomy places the organism in Eukaryota, Viridiplantae, Streptophyta, Magnoliopsida, Malvales, Dipterocarpaceae. The record is from the annotation of a GenBank genome assembly.